Auanema sp. JU1783 is the source of this 747-nucleotide messenger RNA. NCBI's taxonomy places the organism in Eukaryota, Metazoa, Nematoda, Chromadorea, Rhabditida, Rhabditidae. The record is from the annotation of a GenBank genome assembly.
AUGCAAGAAAAAACACCUCUCUGUGUUGUAUCAACAUCAGAAACAAUGAAUGAUGUCUUUCCGGAAUGGCUGAGACUGUCAUAUGAUGGAGAACAUUACAGACCAUACGAUUUGAAUAUGCCGCUAUCAAUUCCUAAAAGACCCAUUUCUCAUUACAAAUUUGAUCCACCGAUUACUCAGAAUGGAGUGGAAUUGGCUAAAUGCGUCGCUGAUAACUUGCUUCAUGCACAUUUUCAUCCAAGCACGAUUUAUUCUUCACCUGACUUAGCCAGUAUUCAAACAGCCUUUUCAAUAAUAAGUGUUUUCAAAAAUAAAGAUUUAUCAAUCAAAAUAGAGCCGGCGAUAAGUCGUUGGAGAGGUUUGGAGCCAAUUGAAACAACAGAUAGGUGGAUGAAUGUUGAAGAUCUCAAUGCACUAGGAUAUUCUGUUGAUUCUACGUAUAUUCCCCAAAAAUCCGUUAAAACUCUAAAGGAUUCAUCACAUGAAAGCAUUGAAGAUUAUGUCAAUCGCAUCAGAGUUGCACUAACAAGUGCUGAAGAGCAAGGAAAAAAUUGCUUGAUGAUUGCUGAUCCAGCCACACUUUUAAUACUUCAAAACAAUAACUGCGAUUUGACAAAGCCAUUGGAAUUAACUAAGAAGAGACGACACAUUCUGCCGGCAAGUGUCAGCUUCAACUCUCAUAAGCAUGAGAAAAUGCUUUUACCAUUUACUCGAUCAGUAGAACAUGGUCGUCUGAUGAAAUCAUAA